This is a messenger RNA of Seminavis robusta, 822 nucleotides long. The record is from the annotation of a GenBank genome assembly. NCBI's taxonomy places the organism in Eukaryota, Bacillariophyta, Bacillariophyceae, Naviculales, Naviculaceae.
AUGGGUGUUUCGGUGUUGCUCCUAAGCUUCGAUGACGCCGUCUUGAGGUCAAUUGGAUGCCAAGCGGCAUGCAUUGCGUUUCCAUGGGCACUUUGUUUGGGUUUUGCUCUUACCGCCUCAGCUCUCUUUACCAAGACACAUCGCAUCAAUCUCAUUGUCAACCAACGACAGUUUCGAAGAGUUGCCGUGACUGCGCUGGAUGUCAUGAAACCCAUGUUUUGUCUCGUGGGUAUCAAUGCCCUCACAUUGAUCUUGUGGAAUGCUCUCAACCCGGCGGAAUGGGUCCGUGAAACCACCGACUAUGAUGCCUUUGGCCGGCCGUCACAUUCCAUUGCCUAUUGCUCUUACGAGGGGGCCAUCCCGUACAUCAUCACGCUGGCAAUCACCAACGUUGGGGCCAUCUUUUAUGCGUGCUACGAAGCCUAUGUGGCUAGAGAUGUCUCCACGGAAUACGCCGAGUCCGAGUACAUUUUCAAAUCCAUGGCAACCGUGCUCGUGGUUUGCUUUAUCGGAAUCCCCAUGGCAUUCGUGACAGAGGAGAGCACCACAGUCCACCGAUGUACCCUUGCUGCCGUCAUUUCGGCGUGUUCGCUAAGUUCUAACUUUAUAUUUUUGUUCCAAGAUCAAGUAUUAAUCGCCAAUGCGAUUCGAGAUGUCACAUGGCAACAGCAACAAUCAACCGCAUCUAGGCGUCAGUCUGGAGUCUCCGCGUUUCGAGCACGAGAUCGUUGUCAUCCGAGUCUACAGGCGAAGAGUUUGGAUUACGAGUCUUCAAUCGGAAACAUAGAGAAACGGAUCUCGUGUCCGAAGUCCACAAAUUGA